AUGGUUGUUGUCCACGGCCCCAAUUUGCUUUCUGGUCGACUUUUAUUCCUAUGUAGACCCUCACAAGUCACAAUGUUGACCCCCUACGGACCAGUGAUCCAACCGAAAACUCAACAGGGUAUUUGGUGGCCUGUUGGAGUUAAAAUUGUGAUGCUUGGUUUGGUCCGUCGUAAACUGACCAACAUGCACGGACAUUUCCGCAGCAGUGUUUGGGACCCGGUGCUAAUAAUCGCUCAGAUCAUUUGCAUGCAGUGUGUCUAUUACACAUCGGCUGGAUUUUGGCUUUACUUCACUAGUUAUGUGGGAAAUUUCGACAGACGUCUUAGCCAAAUCUUCACACAAUCAGACUUGGAUCUCUGGGAAGGAACUGGACGAACUAAUGCCAUUGGAUUUGCACUAAAUUCCUUAACUUGUGCUUUUGGGCUGAGAUUCAUUGUACAAAGAACAAAACAAUGUUUGGACUUUGCUGCCACAGUACACUUGAUUCACUUUAUUUGUUGUUGGUCAUACAAUUCUCGAGUACCACAUAACAUUUACUGGUGGGUAACAAACAUCAUCUCAUUAAUCCUGAUGACAGUGAUUGGUGAAUUUCUAUGUUUGCGGUCAGAAAUGAAAGCUAUUCCGGUGUCAAUGGGACCAAAGGCUGAUUUAUAG
Molecule: messenger RNA, 654 nt
Organism: Acanthosepion pharaonis
Lineage: Eukaryota; Metazoa; Mollusca; Cephalopoda; Sepiida; Sepiidae
Source: the annotation of a GenBank genome assembly